Molecule: messenger RNA, 5033 nt
Organism: Amphiprion ocellaris (clown anemonefish)
Lineage: Eukaryota; Metazoa; Chordata; Actinopteri; Pomacentridae
Gene: washc2c
Product: WASH complex subunit 2C
Exons: 31
Coding region: 150-4526 (1458 amino acids)
Biological process (GO): protein localization to endosome; retrograde transport, endosome to Golgi
Cellular component (GO): early endosome; WASH complex
Molecular function (GO): phosphatidylinositol phosphate binding; retromer complex binding
Source: RefSeq, a predicted model, not a curated record
UCAGGUGACUGUCUGCAGACAGAACAUGGCUGACCUGUCAGAAGACCAAUGAGGGAAAGGCCAAAUUUUGCAUAAUCGAUCUUGUUUUUUUUCGUCGUUUCGGACCACACUUGAGCGUUGUGGACAGCGUUUGACCAGAGGUAUUCAAGAUGAGUGGGUUGCCUGAGGGAAUGGCAAAUGGCCCAAGCAGAAGUGAACACUUAGAGAAGGAUGGUCAAAUAUGGGAGAGACCAUGGAGUCUGGAAGAGAUGCGGCAGAACAGUGCCAACUGGUCCUUGGCAGCUGACUCAGGGCUCUUCCUCUUCCUCCAAGACUUCUCCCAGAGAAUGCUGUCAAAGACACAUGAGAUUGAAAAGCAGUUAGACAGUCUGAUCCGUGACACCAAGGCCACAGACAGCUGCUUGCACUCAGUCUUCAACGACUUUCUAAUGCUCUCAAAUACACAGUUUAUAGAAAAUAGAGUGUAUGAUGAAGAAGUAGAAGAGGCUAUUCCCAAGGCUGAUGCUUUGGAAAAGCAGCCUGAGCAGGAGAAGACUAGAGAACAAAAAGAGGCAGAGUUGAUCCCUAAGAUGCAGGAGGCUGUAAAUUAUGGGCUCAAAGUGCUGGAGUCAGCCUUUGAGCAUCUUGACAUCAAAGCAGGAAACUCUGACUCAGAGGACGAGGAGGUCACGGACAGAGUGGAAGCCAUCCUAGAGCCAAAGGAUCUUUAUGUGGACAGGCCACUUCCAUAUCUGAUUGGUUCUCAGGCCUUCAUGGAACAAGACGAUGUUGGACUUGGUGACCUGUCAAGUGAUGAAAUGUCAGUUGACAGUGACAGAGACAGUGUGAUUGAGAGUGAAGAUGGCAAAGAAGAAGUUCAUUCAGACGAUGACUUUAAUCAGGAGGAGGAUGAUGGCCACAAUAUUAUUAAAAAGAAGUCAUCCAUGAUGAGUUAUGAUGACGAUGAGGAAGAUGAGGAUGAAGAUUCCGACAUAUUUGGAGAAUCGGACAAGGAUGACGAUGACGACACAAAAAACACAGGUCCUUCAUCCUUUGCUGAUGAGCUCGCUGCCAGAAUCAAAGGUGAACCAGUUAACAAACCCGAUGGAGAUCGUGCAUCAUUGACAUCCAAGAAGAAAAGUAAAGGCAGAAAAGAACCAAAGCCUGCAAAACCACAGGCUGAAGAAGACAGCGAUGACAUGUUUAAGCCACCGAAGAUGGAUGACGAUGACUUCUCCCCAUUCGGAGGGAAAAGUGGCCUCUUCAGUGGUGGGAGAGGCCUGUUUGACGACGAUGAUGAUGGUGAUCUUUUCUCUGAGGCGCCAAAACCUGCCGUGCCUGAAGAGAAAAAAACACUGAACGAAAGCACAAAAAGCACAGCUCAAGCUGCAGAAUCUAGCAAACCUAGAAAGAAGAUUCCAGCUGGUGCCGUUUCAAUAUUUCCAGAUAACAGCCUGUUCAGUUCAGGGAAUGAAUCAGAUUCAGAAGAGCGCAAGGAGAAUGGGACUGCACCUCUUAAGACAAGUGCUGCCUCCAAACAGGUUCCUACAGGAGCAGCAGCUGGUGGAGGAGGAGGUGGGCUGUUUGAUGACGAUGAUGAGGAUGAUGACUUCUUCAGUGGUAAAAGCCUGAAAAAGUCUGACUCUGCUAAGCAGGAGAAACCCAAACCCAAGAAAGCUAUCGACCUUUUCGACGACGAUGAGGAUGGUGACAUAUUCAGCAAUAAGUACAGUGCACCAACUCCAGCUCAAAGCAAGAAGGAUGUAGUAGAAGAGCAGGUUAAACCACCUGAGAAAAAGAUGCCCGCAGGGGCCAUCUCCAUGUUCGGUCCUGGGACUAAAAGCUUGCUCAGUGAGGGCUUGAAAAAACGUCAGCCUUCUACCAGCGAGGAGUCUGAGAAAUCUGAAGAGAAUGGUCCUGCUCGUGAUGUUGGGAAAGCUGCUGUCAAGCAGACUCACAAACCCCAGACCAGAGGCCUCUUCUCUGAUGAUGAAGACUCACAGAUAUUUCCAACCACCCCUAAGGGCCCACCUAAACCUGAACCUACAAGCCAGGGCAAAUCCAGCAAAGCCCCUGUGUCUUUAUUUGAUGAUGAAGAAGAAGAGGAUCUGUUUGCAUCUGCAGAUAAGUCUAAACCAAAACCUAAUCAAGCUAAAGCCUCCACACCACAACCCAGUAAGGCUACAUCCAGCUCCCUCUUCAGUGAUGAUGAGGACCAAUGGUUAAGUUCAAAAAGUAGUGCAACAAAGCCAGAGACAAAGACAGGAGGGAUGAAACCCAGUGCCAGCGCCCCAUCAAGUCUCCCCAGUGCAAAAACAUCUCAAAAGAGCAGCCUCUUUGACGACAAUGAUGACGAUGACUUGUUUGCUCCAACAAAAGAGUCAAAUCAGAAGAAGCCUCAGAGAGUUGCUCUUUUGUUUGAAGAUGAGGGUGAUGAAGACAAAGGAUCCCUUUUUGGCAUUAAACCUGCUGUUAAAACAAACGCUGCAGCCCCAGCAAAAACAACUGAUGCACCCUCUCAGCCAUCCUCGCUGUUAGAGAAGCCUGAGGAGGUUACAGUUUCCCAGACAGCAGCCAAGGAGAAGCCAUCAGAACCAGAGAAACCAGCAGCAAAAACCCCCGAGCCACUCCCAGCAUCACCAUCGCCGGAGAGCAAAGAAAGUAAAAAGCCUGCUGGAGCAGUCAGUCUCUUUGGAGGCAUUAAUGUUCUUGCCAACAAGCAGACAAAGAGCCCAUUGGAUGAUGCAGACCAAGAUGACAUCUUCCUCUCUAAGGACAGCCCACCACCGUUUGUGAAGAAGGAGGAAAAGAAAGAAGAGAAAAUCAAAACAAACACUGUUAGUCUGUUUGACGAUGAGGAGGAAGAUGAAUCUGAUUGGAAUGAUCCGAUAUUCACGCCCAGUAAACCCACAGCAAAAAAGACACUAAAGCCUGCAGAUGAGCGACCGCAGGCAAAGAGCACAGGUGUGUUCCAGGACGAAGAGCUGCUGUUCAGUCAGACGCAGCAGAAGGACAAUGACCCAGAUGUUGACCUCUUUGCCACCUCAGGGAAAGCUGCAAGCUCCAAGCCCAGCUCAGUGAAGCCAGCUGCACACAGCCUGUUUGCAGAUGAUGAUGAGGAUGACCUCUUCAGCUCGGUCAAGCCAAAAGCUCCUCCUCCGAAAGUAGCAGAGAAAUCCAGUAAACCAAAUGACAGAGCACCACUAGCAAGUCCAGAACCUGUAUCUGAGACUCAGAAACCUGCACCAAGCCCUGUAAAACCUAAAGAUUCCUCAUCAAGGAUUGGGAAACUUCAAUCCAGUCUGAUGAUCAACCCUGCUGCGUUGCUCCCUGGUGCUGCAUCCAACAUGCCGGGGGCUGUAAGCGUACUGCCUGGCAUAGCUGCUAGUUCCUCCUCUGGGGUGUCCAGCUCCAGCCUGAGCCCCAGCCCUGCCACAACGCCUGUAGGAGCCCUGGCAGACAGUGAGGGAGCAGUGAGCUUUGACAGCCCCAUCCAGGUUACAACACUGCAGAGUGCACACAAGAGUCGUGCAAGAGGUUCUGCACAGCGGAGACCCCAGUCCAGAGCAGCGAGGCAGCAAGCAGCCCAAAGAUCCAUAGAGGAUAUAGAAGAGACCCAAGGUGGAGAUGUUCCAGGGCCAAACCCCAGUCCCUCUGGUUUAGUCUUGCCUCCACCAGACAAAUCCAGUCAUUCACGCACCAGUCCAUCACUACCUAACGCAGCUACACCUACAGCCCAGCCCACAUCGUCCCCUCCUCAGCCCUCACCAUCACAAGUCCCCCCAAGACCCUCUGAACUGACACAGCCAGUAUCGACAAACACCGGAAAGAAAGACUCUAGUAAGGACAGCAGCAAUAACAAAGUGCUGCCGUCCUCUGAUGAUGAUGAUCUUUUCGGCUCUGACAGUUUGUUUGGAGCAACGUCAAACACUACCACACCCUCCAGCAGACAGACUACCAAGACCACACCUCCUCAGGCCAGUAGCGCAGUGGGAUUGAAGAAGGACAAAGAUAAAAGCACACUUCCAUCUAUUUUUGAUGACAACACGGAUGACCUUUUCCAAAAGGUGAAGCCAAGGUCAACCACUAAGAAACCCAAGGCCUCGUCCUUUUUGGAAGAUGAUGAUGAUGAUGAGGACCUCUUUGGGCUGAGCAAUAGUUCCACUCCCACGUCCACAAGUAGUAAAGAAAUCAAGAACAGCAGCAGUUUUUCAAAGCAAGAUUUUUUUCAGGAUGAAGUCGCCACUGUGCCUAAAGUUCAUAAGAAGCACAAAGAGAAGACCAUUGAUGCCAGUUUGUUCGAUGACAACAUAGACAUUUUUGCUGACCUGACAGACACCAAACCAAAACACAAGUCCAAGACAAAGGGAGAGACCAAGUCAAUUUUUGAUGAUGACAUGGAUGACAUUUUCUCACCAAGCACAGUAAAACCAGUGGCAAAGGCUCCCCAAAAAUCAAAGAAAACGCCUCCACCCCAGGAGACCAGUACAGCAGCGGAUUCAAGCGACAUAUUUGAUGACCCACUUAAUGCUCUGGGCGGGAACUGAACUGUAGUUUUGGAUUAGCCAGAUUUGUACAAUUGUGGAUUAAUUCUUUUGUCAUUUGGAUCACUGAAAGAUAUCAGAUACACUGUUGAUAGAGUAUUUAUUCAUAGAAAUUCAUAUAAAUACUGUGGCUUAUUUUUGGCAGAUAAAGACCCAGAUAAAAUUAUCUCCCAACAGCAUUUCCAAAAUCAUCUUGGCAUCAUAGUUAUUAUAUAGUGUUAGACUUUAUUAUACAUGAUAGCACUUUAUGAGCAUACCGUAUGCUUAGCCUCAGAGCCUGCAGAAAUUAAACGGUAAAUUGUUUUGUUUAUUUUGUAUUCUUUGGCUUCGCCAUGUGAGAUUCCAUGUCUUUGGGUUUGUGCCAUAUCAUGUUCAUGAGAAAUCAAUAUGUUUACUUACUGUCUUAGUCCUUUUUGACAAUGUUUUUAUUAAGAGAUUCAUCCAUUUCUUAACUUCGGCUGUGAUGAAAAAGAAAAUUCAUUUUUAAUAACUAAACAGAAACAUAUUUUA